AUGUCCAUGUCGCCAAACACGUCGCCGUCCUUCGACACACCAGGAAAUUCUUUUCCUGAUCUCGAGAACAAUUUGACCUCCUUCAACGCCCCCUACGAUCCUGGCCAUAUAUUAUCCCCUCAGAUGCACAAUGCUCCCUUCCAUUUCGCCAUUCCCGAACUUGGUGAUGGUCAAUCGCCGUCUUCCGCCCAUUUCCACCAUCGCAUGAGCAUCGGAAGCUCAGGUCCGCUACCGACUCAAUUGCACCCUGGCAGCAUCGCCGACUCUGAUGCGACCAGUCCUGUGAGUGGCCAGGAUCCAGGUUCCGUGGGUCCCCCGACAAACCCUUCGACUGGUCAGCCGCUUCAAGACGAUCAGAAAGAUAAGAACGACCCAACACCAGCAUGGGCAGAGCUCAAGACCAAGGCAGGCAAGGAGCGCAAGCGACUUCCCUUAGCCUGCAUCGCUUGCAGACGCAAGAAGAUCCGCUGUUCAGGCGAGAAACCGGCUUGCAAGCAUUGUCUGCGUUCUCGCAUACCUUGCGUAUACAAGGUCACUACCAGGAAGGCUGCUCCGAGAACUGAUUACAUGGCCAUGUUGGACAAGCGACUGAAGAGAAUGGAAGAGCGCGUCAUAAAAAUAGUGCCUAAGGAGGACCAAGGUCGGAUAGGAACCAUUGCUUUUGGCGACGACAUCAACGACUGGUCAAAAUCAAAGUCUGGCGGUAGUGCAGAAGCUCGGUUGAGGAUCGGACCCCAAGAGCAAGAUGAACGUCGAUUACUUCAGGAAGGAGCCGACCAAUUGCCUUCACACGAGUUGCAGAUUCAUCUGGCUGAAGUAUAUUUCGAUUAUGUUUACGGCCAAAGCUAUCAUCUACUGCAUAAACCAAGCUUCAUGCGAAAACUUGAAGUUGGACAAGUACCACCAGUGCUCAUUCUGGCUGUUUGCGCCAUCUCUGCUCGCUUCUCAUCACAUCCUGACGUUAAAACGGAACCUGCUUUCUUACGGGGCGAGAACUGGGCCAGUGCGGCGAGGGAGAUCGCUUUGAAGAGAUACGAUUCGCCAAACAUUACGAUCCUCAUAGUUUAUCUCUUACUGGGUCUGCAUGAAUUCGGAACGUGUCAAGGUGGUCGAAGCUGGAUGCUCGGUGGUAUGGCGCAACGUAUGGCAUACGCUCUGCAAUUACACAAAGAUUUGGAUCACGAUACUUCAACUCAACUGCCAGUCAAGGAACACUUCUUCCAAUUUGAGAUUCCAGGCACAACGGAAGUACUCGAAGGACCGAUUCCUGACAACACCGAAAACUCCGGACCACAUGCGCUUUCGGCGACCGAGAACAUGGGCGUAGCUGCAUACAUAAUCCGAUUGGUAGCCAUCUGGGGUCGCGUGAUCCGCUACAUGAAUCUGGGAGGAAGAGAAAGAGACAAGGAACCCAUUUGGUCUACCAAAUCAGAGUUCCAUGCCAUAAAGGAAGCUGUCCGCGAAUGGCAAACUGGACUUCCACUUUCGCUCAACUGGUCGCAAGAGAAUCUCGACACACAUGCAAGCGAGAAGAUUGCAAAUCAAUUCAUCUUCAUGCACCUGAUAUGCAAUCAGAUUAUUUGCUUCACAAAUCGCUUCGCACUACCCUCACCAGGAUCAAAGUCGGCAAGCGUGAGGGACACUCCUCAAGCGUUCAUCACCGAAAGUGGGAGGGCCGCCUUGGAUGCAGCUAAUCAGAUUUCGGUCUUGAUCAACGAAGCUAUGGAUCAUAGAAAACACUGGGGAAUGUUUCAUUUCGUCACGGAAAAUCUCAAGGACUUAUACCGCAAACACGCAGACGCUGCUUUCCGAGGUGCACAAGCUGGUAACGCUCAAAAGCCACUGGAAACGAUCUUUCAAUAUGGCGAUUGGUUCGACCGAUAUCCUCACGGUGUCAGCGGCACAGAUUAUGAAGAGCCUGUUACUGCGGAUAAGAAUGAUCUGCAAAGCGUAGAAGAGUUCUUCUCGAAGUUGAGUCCUCCAAACAAGACCACAAAACAGAAGGCGCCCAGGAAGAAGCGUGGAAAAGCAGAUUCUCAAUCUAAACCGGCAGCUGCGACAGCGGCAGGAACGUCCGGGCCAGCCGCACCCAACCCAUCAGGCUUUCCAAAUCAGCAACAGAACCAAGCGCAACAUCAACAUCAUCCAGCAGCCACGGUCUCACAGAUGACAGCCGGGGCAAUGAACACCAACUUUGGCGUCUUGAGCCCUCAGAACAGCAACAAUUUCCCUGCCGAGCUGGCCAUGAUGCAACAGCAACAGCAACCAGAUCAACAACAGCACCAACAGUACAGCAACAUGCUCAACCUCGACCCCUCCAUGUCGCACUACCAAUCUCUCGACCCUUCUUCCGCCACCACCAACCCAUUCUCGAUCGACCUCAACGCCUUUGAUUUCGGCAUGAACAGCAACAAUGCCUGGCACGAUCAAAGCUCUGCUUGGUUCAUGCCCUUCAACGUCGACCCACCAUCUGUUGGCGCGGGCGGACUCGGCGACGAUGCAGGUGGUUUAUUCGCUGCAGAUUCGGUUGGCGGAUUCGAUGUCAAUUCUCUAUUCCCGGACUUUGGAGGAGCACAUCCUGGACUGUUGAUGCCAGAGCAUGGCUUUGAAGAUAACGGGAGUAACAACACGGACAACAAGUAG
This is a messenger RNA of Aureobasidium musti, 2643 nucleotides long. The record is from the annotation of a GenBank genome assembly. NCBI's taxonomy places the organism in Eukaryota, Fungi, Ascomycota, Dothideomycetes, Dothideales, Saccotheciaceae.